AUAAAUAGAUGCCACUCCUGCAGCAGCUGUUCUCUCCUCUGAGGGUCUAAGUUCUACAAGAUCGUCCAUUUAAGCGGCUUUUUAUCGCAGCACACAAUGAGGCUGGUGCCCACACACUUCCACGAACGGUUGACUUUUCAGAUAAUUGCUGCUUUCGCCUCGGAGCCUCUCAUCGUGUCCCACUUCCUCUGUCAAGUUGUCAACGUGGAUGCCAUUCGUGCUGCUGCAGAAAGGGGAGCUUGUGCGUCUGCAAUGAGCACCGAUGACUCUCGACUUAAUCUCCAUGCGACCAUCCUUCUCUGUGAGUCUCGAGCCCGGUUUGGAGCGAGGCGUCCCGUGGGGUCGCGACCUCUUCACCUUUGUGACAUCCGCGGCGGGUCACAUGAUGCGGACCCUUGAAAAGCCCCGCAAGAGCCGCCCAUCCAAACGGCAGGUCAACCACCGCCGCUUCCUGCACAACAUGAUUCAGAGGAAGUUUGCAGACAUAGAAGCAGCAAACCACCGGCUAGCGUCAGCCCUUUAUGUCAAGGAUGGAGAAAAAACCCCAUCCUCUCUUUUACCACACAGCCAAGAGACUCUGGAGUCAGCAGGUCCCACGUCCCGAAGGGAGACACCGCAAGAUCCCGAUCCGUACGCCGUCGAUGUAGAAGCAGAGGACGCCGCAAAGGCGAGGAGCGGAGCGUCUGAGGCGAGGGAGCAGAAGCAGACGGAGGACAAACAUCUCUGGAAACGUCACCAAAGAUCCAGCCGCGCAGCGAAGAAGAACCAUCAAAGCAAGAUGAGACAAGCUAAAGAAAAGAGAAGGAACAAAGUUGUUGAACUCUCUUUGUUGACAGGCCUAAAUGAUAACGACAUUUUCCAAGAGGCGGAGCUCCUUCAGUCUGAAAAUCCCACGUACCAAAGCCUGAUGAAUCCGGUCAGCGACGUCUCUGAAAGCAAUCAAACGCACCCUGACUUCACUGUUUUUGACCAAAACGAGGACGAUUCUCCUCCUUUCUCCCCGGCGCUCUCUCCGUUGUCUCUCGACUCUUGUGAUUUCUCAGCUCAGACACUGACAGACCUCUCCGCCUGCACUCAGGCCCCGGAGACCGUCACCGGUGGUCCUGCUGACAGAGCCGAGCUCUUCGCUGUUGGCAACAAGGACUCAGUGGGCCACAUGGAUGUAGAGUCCUACUUUGAAAGUAUUUGUCCAUGCCGGGUGGAUGCGGGGCUUGAAGCCUGCCCAGAAUAUGACGUUACGCUCGGAGACUUAUCGGACGACUAUACCGGGUUGGGAAACUUUCAUCCAGACGAAGGGGUGUGCAGAUGCAGCUAUGAAUACAGCUGUGAAGAUCGAGGAGGAGGAGCUGCAGGCUACUUCCAAAGUGACCCGAGGAGCUCACAUCUGCUGAGAGAGCGUGAAUACGCCGACCCGAAGCAGUCGUGCCACAGUACAGACACGGCCUCCCAGGAGUACAGCGUCGCAGGGCUGCUGCAGACACACCGGCCUCCCCAGGAGGGGAGCUCCUGCAUGCUGGUAGACAACAUGAACCACACUCCCUUUGAAGGUGUGGCUCAGUCUUUUCCCGUUCCCCCUCCGCCUCCUCAUCAUCAGCAUCGUCCCGUACCAACGCCGCCUCAUGAGGACGACUGGCUGUUUCCUGACAUCCUGAAGGACAGACAGUCCCCUUACUGCUGAAUUCACACCACCAUGGAGAUUUGUUAACUAGACUGCAUGACUGAGUUA
Molecule: messenger RNA, 1726 nt
Organism: Fundulus heteroclitus (mummichog)
Lineage: Eukaryota; Metazoa; Chordata; Actinopteri; Cyprinodontiformes; Fundulidae
Gene: c16h19orf85
Exons: 4
Coding region: 263-1678 (471 amino acids)
Source: RefSeq, a predicted model, not a curated record